AUGUCCUUUUUUUCACAUAACGAAUAUAUCCAAGAAGGCGAUCUGGUGCUGGCAUGGAUGAACCGCUCUAAUAUCCGGCCACUCACAGUGACCCGCGGUGAAACCCUCCAUACGCAAUAUGGUUCGUUCCCGCACGAUACCCUCAUUGGCGUCAAGUAUGGCACCCAAGUCGGUAGUACCGCCGGGGCUUCUGGUGGUCAUGAUGCGCAGCGUGGACCCUCCUCGCGUGGUCAUGGUUCUGCUGCAGGAUUUAUCCACGUUCUUGCGCCUACUCCAGAGCUUUGGUCACUGUCUCUGCGCCACCGUACUCAGAUUGUUUACACUCCGGAUGCUUCCUACAUUGUGCACAGACUGCGUGUGCGCCCAGGGUCUCGCGUGCUCGAAGCCGGUACAGGAUCUGGGUCGUUUACCCAUGCACUCUCUCGUACUGUUAGUAGCUCAGGCCAGCUGUUUACAUAUGAGUUUCAUGGCCCGCGAUACGAGGAGGCAUUGCAAGAAGUUGCUGCGGACGGAAUCAACCUUAACACGGUUAUCACGCACCGCGAUGUGUGUGCUGAGGGAUUCGAUAACCCUACCAUAGCUAAUUCGCAACGUCCAGAUCAUGUUAUUUCGCAGUUACGUGCGCUUAACAAGGUGGGUGUAGAAACCCCUGUUGAAGGACUUAAUCUUCAAGCCAAUGCUGUGUUUUUGGAUCUGCCUUCGCCAUGGCUUGCCAUUCCUCACUUGUCGCGAGUUUUGGAUACCUCCAAGCAAGCCCAUAUUUGCUGUUUUUCACCAUGCAUCGAGCAAGUUGCUCGUGCUGUGGAGACGCUUAAAAAGUAUGGCUGGAAGAAAAUUGAAAUGGUGGAAGUGAGCGCCAAACGUUGGGAGGGCCAUAAGGAGAUGGUCAAGAGUGUUGGUGAUGCUGUCGAGCGGUUACGUGAUAUUAAGCGCAGACGAGUUCUUGGGCUUCGCAAACGUAACGAGCGCAUUGCUCGGGAGCGUGUUCAAGAUCAGCAGAAUGGAACUUCCGAGGAGACUUUUGUUGCUUCUACUGCAGGUGAUUCGGCAGCCGGUGGAGAAUCAACACCAGCCGCAGAUGACGAGGAAGAAGGUGGGAAUGAUCAACAACAACAGUCUACAGAACUUAAGCACAAAAAGGGUCCCACGGAAAAAUACCGUGGCUUUAAUCCUUGGGGUAAAGGCCAGCGGAUCCGUGAAGGUGAUGAACGCUUCUCGUGGCUCGAUGUGUCUCGUGUUGAACCUGAAAUCAAGAGUCAUACGUCUUACCUGACGUUUGCUAUUCUUCCUCCAGUUAUGCCGGAGCAUCUUUUCAAUGCUGAUGGAAUAGUUAUUUCUUCAUUGCCUGUUUCUACUGAAUCUGCUUCUGAGCCUGCUACUGUUGCUACUCCAACUGUUGAUAAUGUUAAAGUUGAAACUACCUCUACAUAA
This is a messenger RNA of Magnusiomyces paraingens, 1431 nucleotides long. RefSeq lists its product as uncharacterized. Bases 1 to 1431 code for a protein of 476 amino acids. NCBI's taxonomy places the organism in Eukaryota, Fungi, Ascomycota, Dipodascomycetes, Dipodascales, Dipodascaceae. Gene Ontology annotation, biological process: tRNA methylation. The transcript has a single exon. The record is from RefSeq and is a predicted model, not a curated record. Gene Ontology annotation, cellular component: tRNA (m1A) methyltransferase complex; nucleus.